CUUGGUUGGUAGGUUUGGUUAAGUUUAGGUAUGAGGAGUGAGAUGGUUGGGUUAGGGUAAGAAUAUCAGGAUCAGAGCCAAUCAAAGGCAGAGUAGGCGGGUCUUCACACAAUGCGGGUGGGAAAAAAAUAACACCGCCUCCGUUGACGUGCUAUCUGCUAGUUCGUAAACUGGCUAGCCUAUUUAGAGAAAAAUCCAACAUUUGCAGCUGAGGCGGGGGCCAGGAGUAUAGGCACGAUGUUGGUCCCCAUAUUCACUCUUAAGCUGAACCACAAGAUAAACCCCCGCAUGGUGACUAUAGGAAAAUUUGAUGGAGUCCACCCAUGCCUUACUGCAGCCACACAGGCUGGAAAGGUUUUUAUCCACAACCCUCAUGCUCGUGGUCAGAGACCUGUGGCCCACCGACUGAGCCAGAGCACCCAGGACUCCGACAUCUCUCUGCUAAACAUCAACCAGGCAGUUACUUGUCUGACGGCAGGUACACUGGGACCAAACACCACUGGGGACACACUGUUAGUGGGAUCCCAGACCAACCUGCUGGCCUAUGAUGUCCAUGACAAUGCUGAUAUAUUCUACAGAGAGGUGACAGAUGGGGCCAACGCUAUUGUGUUGGGGAAACUCGGGAACAUCCCGAAUCCUCUUGCUGUCAUCGGAGGGAACUGUGCCUUACAAGGCUUUGACUACGAAGGCAAUGACCAUUUCUGGACAGUAACCGGAGAUAAUGUCAGAUCUUUAGUGCUCUGUGACUUCACUGGAGAUGGGAACAAUGAGCUCCUGGUAGGAUCUGAAGACUUUGACAUCAGGGUAUUCAAAGAGGAUGAGCUUGUUUCUGAGAUAACUGAAAAUGAGACGGUAACAUCACUGUGCCAUAUGAACGGCAGCAGGUUCGGUUAUGCCCUGGCUAAUGGCACUGUGGGAGUCUAUGACCGCACUGUACGAUACUGGAGGAUCAAGUCUAAAAAUCACGCGAUGAGCAUCCAUGCCUUUGACCUGAAUGCUGAUGGGGUUGUGGAGCUUAUCACCGGCUGGUCCAAUGGAAAGAUCGAUGCUCGCAGUGACCGCACGGGUGAGGUCAUUUUCAAAGACAACUUCUCCUCUUCUGUGGCCGGAGUGGUGGAGGGAGACUAUAGGUUGGAUGGACAGAAACAACUCAUCUGCACCUCCAUAGAGGGAGAGGUCCGUGGUUAUCUGCCAGCCAGUAAGGAUCUCAAAGGGAAUCUCAUGGACUCCAGUGCUGAACAGGACCUCAUUAGAGAGCUCAGCCAUCACAAACAGAAUCUGCUGCUAGAGCUACGUAACUAUGAAGAGAAUGCCAAGGGUGUGUCAGAGACACACAGCGGCAUGGGUGUGAUUCCUGCCAACACUCAGCUCCAGACGGCGCUGUCAGUGAGACCUGCGACGGAGGCCCAGAAGGCUCAUGUAGAGCUCAGCAUUUCCACACCAAAUGAAACCAUUAUCCGUGCAGUGCUCAUCUUCGCAGAGGGAAUAUUUGAGGGUGAGAGCCAUGUCGUCCACCCCAGCGCCCAGAACCUGUCAGGCAGUGUCCGAGUCCCCAUCGUCCCCCCAAAAGACAUACCAGUAGAUCUGCAUAUCAAAACCUUUGUUGGUGGGAAAACUAGCACCCAGUUCCAUGUGUUUGAAAUCAAUCGACAGCUCCCUCGUUUCUCCAUGUAUGACAUCGCGGUUGACCCCUCAGCUGCUCCACCCACUGGAAGGGUCACUUUCAGUAUCAACGACCGGCCACAGCGGGUGGUGAUGUGGUUAAAUCAGAACUUCCUGCUUCCAGAGGGAGUAGACAGUCCGGACGUCACUUUUAAUUCCCUAAGGGGAGGAGGACUGUUGUCCAUCAGCAUGGCCAGCAAUGGACAGAUCACUCUGAGAACCGACGAUAUUGACCUGGCAGGAGAUCUGGUCCAAUCACUGGCCUCAUUCCUGGCAAUAGAAGACCUGUCAGCAGAGGCAGAUUUCCCCAGCUACUUUGAGGAGCUAAACACCACCCUCACAGAGGUGGAUGAGUUCCACUCUGUCCAUCAGAAGUUAACUGCAGCGAUGGCUGACCACUCCAACUACAUUAGGAACAUGCUGGUGCAAGCAGAGGAUUCUCGCCUUAUGGGUGACAUGACAACUAUGAAGAAGCGUUACAGAGAGCUGUACGAUCUAAACAGGGAUCUUAUCAAUGAAUAUAAGAUUCGCUCUAACAACCACAAUGCCCUACUGGCUUGUCUCAAGUCUGUCAACCAGGCUAUACAGCGGGCUGGUAGACUGCGAGUGGGUAAGCCCAAGAACCAAGUGAUCUCCGCCUGUCGAGACGCCAUCAAGAGCAAUAACGUCAACGCCCUCUUCAGGAUCAUGAGAGCCGGCACCGCAUCCUCCUGAGGGUGGAGGGAGGAAGGCAGGAAAGGACAAGUAGAUUGAAAGAGAAAGAUGUUCAAGAGCACAAUCGAUCAGCACUGUAUAGUAUCUGUUUCCAGCAAGGAUGUUCCACCAGAACGAUGAGCCUUGGAGGACAAGACACUAGGAUUGUGGAAUUGGGACACUGUUGUAGCCUUAAUCUAUCUUUUUUUCAUGAUUUAGGGAAUAAGCAACAGCCUGGCAGCAACAUUUGGCACCAGCUCCAUAAUAUUUUUGACUGUAAUUGAAACUGGAAAUUCUGCUAGCUUACAGAAAUAACUUGCCAACCACUGGCUUAGUGCAAUGGUGAAAUUGCCAUCCAUCUCAGUCAAGUUCUGUGGCUGUCUGGAAAUGCUUGAUGUAGUUGCAGUUUAGCUACAUAAUUGUCAAAACGAGAUUAUGAGUCAGCAGGCAUAAGAGAUAGAACUGUUUAGACGCUUCAGCUGGACCAAAACAGGAAGUGGAGCCUUUCCCCAAACCAUUUUUCCAAAAAACUUAAUUGGAAUUGAUCGAUAUGAAAAUUUCAACAUGCUAGACUUUGCUCACACCCUAUACUGUUUGACAGCAUCAUUAGAUACGAGUUACAAAAGAGUUGAGCCUGGUGUCCAGUGAAUCUACAGAUGCAACAGAGAUACCAGGUGAUGUUGCACAUUUGAAAUGUUUAAAAAUUCAGGAAAGUCAUCGAAACUGCUCAUUUGGCGAACAUGUGCGUCUGCUGGACCGGCACCCUGACUGUUUAAUUCAGCUGACACAGUAAUGUUUAGAAAGAGCGCAGCUGGAGCGAGGCAGAGAGCGGCCUCCUCCCACGUAGAGCCCUACCGAGAGUCAGUCGUGCCAUUGAAAUCACUGGUGGCCCGGAUAGUUCUGUACGACAGCUCGCUCAGACUCAGGUCUCUGCUCCCAGCUGUUGUGUGUUUGUGUGAUGUUUGUAGCCAAAGAAAACUAUUUUAAAAUGACUGAAUGUCACAAAGGACCAACGCUCUGUGUUUUAACUUGUUUAUCUUUUUGUAGAUCACACACAGUGACUGUAAAUGUAAUUUUGUGUUGGUGGCAGAAAUUAUUAUUAAAUUAACUUAACUUAAA
Molecule: messenger RNA, 3474 nt
Organism: Thunnus maccoyii (southern bluefin tuna)
Lineage: Eukaryota; Metazoa; Chordata; Actinopteri; Scombriformes; Scombridae
Gene: bbs2
Product: Bardet-Biedl syndrome 2
Exons: 18
Coding region: 238-2376 (712 amino acids)
Biological process (GO): non-motile cilium assembly
Cellular component (GO): membrane; ciliary basal body; motile cilium
Molecular function (GO): protein binding
Source: RefSeq, a predicted model, not a curated record